AUGGAGGUCAACGUUUUUGACUUGAGUGUGUGGAAAGGGGAGCCAGAGGAAACAGAAGAAAUGAAGCCUGCAUGGUACGGUCACGAGGACAUCCCGCUGGAUAAGAUGUGGGCCGAUGAUGCCUACUGGCUCUUGCAAUACUUGGACGAGCAGAUGGCCACGCCAUUCGUUGGCCGAUUCCGCUUCAAAGGCCACGAGGGCCCGGACAGCUGGGAGGUUUUAGAGCACUUUGUAGCCCCCCUGGUGCCGGCUUCAGUUCCGCGCUUUGGGCAGAGUGAGCCUGGAGCAGCCCUCCUGGUCUCGACCGUCAGCUUCGUGGACGCUCCAAGUGCUCGCCCACUGGAGUCCUUCAUCCGGUAUCACUUGCGAAAGGGUUUUGCUAGGGUGAUGAUAUUUGUGGACGAUCCGUCCGACACCGCGACUCUUGAUGUAGUCCGACGCUUCCCCGCAUCUCGUGUGUUGUACCAUGUGCGCGGAGACGAUUUGCUGCGAGCACAGCGCCAGCACUGUGCAUCCUUCACGAAGCUGGAGGGCUUCGACAACGAAGUAUCUGCACGCCAGCUUCUUGAUUUCGAAUUUGCCUCAACGCUGGCUCCUUCCCUGGCUUGCCGUUGGAUUUUGUGCUUGGACUCUGACGAGUUGUUCUACACUUGCGAGGAUUCUAUAGUUCCUCACUUCCAGAUGCUAGAGUCGCAGGACAUUCACCAGAUGUCUUAUCUCAACCACGAAGGUGUGCCUGAGCAGCCCGAGACUCAAGAUUAUUUCGCGACGGUUUCGUUGUUCAAGCAGCACCAGUUCGCAGUGCCACUCACGGCCAAAGCUCGAAGUGGCCUGCGCUUUUGGAUGGAUCGAUCAAAGCACGGCCAGUACUUCUUAUUUUACGACAAUGGCAAGAGCGCCUGCAGAACAGGCUUAGGUGCAACACUCAGUAGUCAGCAUCUGUGGCAACUGCCAGGCGGCCACAAGUCCUGCACUGCCCUUGCAGAUCCCAGACGUAUGGACGUCGAGGGAUUUCGGGAGUGCAAAGAUCCCUGUAUCCUUCACUUUCCGGUCUGUGGUGUCAACUGGCUAUAUGCAAAAUACAAAACGCUCGGCGCUUUUCCAGACAAGUGGCUUGGAAACAUGCCCCUGAAUGAAUCCUUUCAUAAGGAUGCGAGGGAAGCACAUCUCUCGCACGGGGAUGCCCUAUCGGCAUUGUUCACAGAGCAGGUCAUGCUUGAUUCGGAGCAAGCAGCCGUGCAAAUAGCCUGCGGGACUUGUGUCAGACUGACAGAACAUGCAAAGGUCUUGGAUUCAGUGCCAGCUGCAACAACCACGCCGGAUGCAACUGCAAACCAGGCUCCUAUCAACAAUGCAGUGGCUCAAGGUGAUACUCUGGUUGGAGUGGAGCGUGGCUGGAUCUUGUCCAAGGCUAUGGGCUACUUGUCGCCGGAACUGCAAUGA
Symbiodinium sp. CCMP2592 is the source of this 1443-nucleotide messenger RNA. The record is from the annotation of a GenBank genome assembly. NCBI's taxonomy places the organism in Eukaryota, Dinophyceae, Suessiales, Symbiodiniaceae.